AUGAUGGUGAACAUGUACAUUAAAUUCCGGUAUAUUUUGCUCAUGUUUAGCACCAAAGCACGGAAAUUCAAUGAAAAUAGAGAAACAAAUUGGAAAAGGUUCACUCGGUAUCAUUCAAGAUUUAAGAACAUGGGUAAAUGGGCAUUUUCAAGAAGCGAGAUAAAAUCCUCUAACAAAUCACACGCCAUUCAAUGUGUAUUCUCAACUACCAAUCACAAGAGUCGACAAGUGGCCGAAGAAUGGGAGGAAAAAUGUGGGUUACAUUGGAAGGGAAAUGGGAGGGAAGAGGAUGGAUCGGUUUUUAGUUAA
Molecule: messenger RNA, 309 nt
Organism: Lactuca virosa
Lineage: Eukaryota; Viridiplantae; Streptophyta; Magnoliopsida; Asterales; Asteraceae
Source: the annotation of a GenBank genome assembly